Messenger RNA from Triticum dicoccoides, 1446 nucleotides. RefSeq lists its product as uncharacterized. Gene Ontology annotation, biological process: meristem maintenance; meristem development. NCBI's taxonomy places the organism in Eukaryota, Viridiplantae, Streptophyta, Magnoliopsida, Poales, Poaceae. The transcript has 6 exons. The record is from RefSeq and is a predicted model, not a curated record. Bases 1 to 1446 code for a protein of 481 amino acids.
AUGAGCCUUGCAACCGGGAACUCAGCCCUCUGGAUGUUCUUGGAGCCACUUAAUAACUGGGAUACCCAGUAUAGCUGGGGUUCGGCCGCACUAGCAUACUUGUAUCGUCAGCUUGACUUGGCGUGUCGGAGGAAGGGAGGUACAUCCUCAUUGUCUGGGUUUGUUUGGAGCCUAUCCGUGUGGAUGUGGGAGCGGAUCCCGGUUGGACGGCCCGAUUUGAAGAACCCCCUCAUGGCAAACCCACAGGGUAAUCAUGACGGGUUGCAUGAUGAUGAUCCAUAUCGGCGCCCUACGCUUGCUUACUAUUGGGAACAAGUGACAGUGUACACAGGAAGCUCGCAUGUGCGAUACAAGUGCUAUAUGAACGAGCUGGACACCUUGACUGCUGAGCAGGUACAUUGGUUGCCUUAUGUGGAAGAUCGUGACUUUGAUCUUAAUGAGAUGUGCACGCGUGAUAGCCAUCUUUGGCGGGCGAGGUGCCCAAUGAUAUGCUUCUUCGCAGUCGAGUGGCACUUUGUAGACCGUGUGGCAAGACAAUUUGGAAAAAGACAAGGUAUUCCAAUUGAGGAGAGCAAGGAGGAAAUGCUAUCUCUGCAUCGGUUCGAUCGAAGGAACAAUCAGGAUAUAUCGGAUUGGGCAAACAAACACCGUGCGUGGAUAGAAAUUUGGAAUCAAAGAGACACGUUAGUGCAAUCAGAGAAUAGACCUCACAAUCAGUCAGCAUAUCAGAAGUAUCAAGUGUGGUAUGCGGAUCGUUACCGGUUAAAGCUGAAGCCAGGUUGGACUCACGAGGAGUGGUCGGAGUUGGUGUCUGAAGACCCGGAGACUGCAGAAGGUUAUCAUACCUUCAACACGGCUGUGAGAGACACCAGAGGGGCUCAUGUUGACUACGCACCGAUGCAUGACGAAAUGGGCAGAGAGUUGCUUCUGUGCGUCAACGAUGCCAAUGUUGCACUGAGUCAUCCACCUGGUGGUGCAUUAUCUGAGAGGACUCUUAGGAGCACGAUGGAGAAGUUCAAGAAGCGGUUCCAUAAGAUGGCAGCUAUGCUUUCUUGCCAUGGUGCUCAGUCCAGUGACGUGUAUGCACCAGGUAGCCGCGCCGCCAGAGCUAAUAAACGGCGUUAUGUCCAGAACGAAGAGGACAUAGAGGAGGAGGUCAAUGAAGAGGAGCCAGCACAUCAAGAGGAGCCAACACAUCAUGAUGAGCAUGAGUAUGAUGCAACACAUCAAGAGGAUCAUGAGUAUGAUGUUGAUGCUCCACAACCAUCACAGGUUACACAACCGACACAAGGCAAUGCCCGCUCUAAAAAAGGCAAAGCACCGAGUCUUCAGUUUCACCUCAAAUGCAGCACCACCAUAUUGUCUACCAUCUCGUGUUGUGCCACCUGGCUCAUCAAUUUGAUAGAUCAUUUCAAGUCUAUCAAAUACGAUAACUUGUUGUCGUGA